This is a messenger RNA of Strongylus vulgaris, 267 nucleotides long. The record is from the annotation of a GenBank genome assembly. NCBI's taxonomy places the organism in Eukaryota, Metazoa, Nematoda, Chromadorea, Rhabditida, Strongylidae.
AUGGUAUCUAAACAAAAACGCAUCCCUAUCUUGUACAAGCAGUUUCUCCGCCCCGCCACGAAGACGCAGAUAAAAAGCCUUGGGCAAAGCACUAAGCAAUGGCUCGUACCAAGCAGACUGCUCGCAGAACCGGAGGAAAGCUCCUCACAAGCAACAAGCCAUAAAGCUGCUCGCAAGCCAGCUCAUGCCGCUAGAGGAGCAACGAAGCCCCACCACUACUUUCCCCGAACGGUCGCCUUCGUGCGUUCCGUCGCUACCACAAGUUGA